This is a messenger RNA of Aureococcus anophagefferens, 840 nucleotides long. RefSeq lists its product as hypothetical. The record is from RefSeq and is a predicted model, not a curated record. Gene Ontology annotation, molecular function: diacylglycerol O-acyltransferase activity. Bases 1 to 840 code for a protein of 279 amino acids. The transcript has a single exon. NCBI's taxonomy places the organism in Eukaryota, Pelagophyceae, Pelagomonadales, Pelagomonadaceae. Gene Ontology annotation, biological process: triglyceride biosynthetic process. Gene Ontology annotation, cellular component: endoplasmic reticulum membrane.
AUGUGGUUCUUCGACACGGCGCGCCUGAGCGGCGAGCGGUCGUCGCGGAGCGUCCGCGGCUGGCGCGUCUGGCGCCUCCUGGCGGCCUAUUUUCCCGCGAGCCUCCACGCGACGGCGGCGCUGCCACCGGGCGGCAAGUACGUGCUCGGCUACCACCCGCACGGCGUCGUGAGCCUCGGCGCCUUCGUCGGCGUCGGCACGAACGGCGUCGGCCUCGACGACGCCUUCCCGGGCCUGGACUUCCACCUCUGCACGCUGGCCGUGAACUUCAAGAUGCCGUUCAUCCGCGAGCUCAUCCUCCGCCUCGGCAUCAUCCCGGCGUCCAAGGCCUGCAUCCGGCGCGCGCUCGCGCGGAACGGCGGCGCCGUGUGCAUCGCCGUCGGCGGCGCCAAGGAGGCGCUCCUCUCGACGCCGGGCGCGCCCUACGAGCUCUACCUCGGCAAGCGCAAGGGCUUCGUCCGCGAGGCGCUGCUCGCGGAGGCGUCCCUCGUGCCGACCUUCGCCUUCGGGGAGCUCGACGUCUUCCGCGCGCCGGCCCGCGGCUCCCGCGCGCGCCGCUGGCUGCUGACGUUCCAGAACUGGGGCCUCGGCUGGUACGGCUACAGCCUGCCCGUUUUCUGCGGGAAUCUCCCCUUCACGAACGUCGGUUUCGGCCUCCAGCCCAUCUCCGAGGCCGUCCACAUUGUCACCGGCGCGCCCAUCCCCCACGACGGCGUCGCCGGGCCCGUCACGGACGCGCGCGUCGACGCGAUGCACGCCAGGUACGUCGCCGCGCUCCGGGCCCUCUUCGACGCGCACAAGGGCGCCUACGCGCCGGGCCGGGAGCUCCUCAUUAAGUGA